AUGGCCACCCGCUCCGUGUCCGUUGCAGUCGAUCGUGAGCCUGGGUUGAUUGUUGUGUGUCGUUUACACUUGGUCUGCAAUUGUCUGGGCCAAUACCUUACACCCUCGGAGAUUCACACGCUAGAGGGGGCCGCCCGCUCAGUGUCCAUUGAUCGUGAUCCUCCGUUGAUUGUGGCUUGCGCUUUGCCCUUGGUCUGUGAAUUUCUGGGCCAAUACCUGACACCCUCGGAGAUUCACACGCUGGAAAGUGUGCACUGGUGGAUCAGUGCCGACUUGCGCUGGCACAUCCUCGCAAGCUCACCUGCUCAGAAGACUUACCUGUGCAUCCUCGCAGGGCAGGGUGAGAUGUGCUUUCUGCAGUUUUUGCUGCGCUCGAUCAUGCAGAGAGGUUUCCUCAACAAUCAAAGCGAUGGCAUCUUUGGUGGUGCCGGCCGUAAGCGUGAGUCCCCAGGUGCUUCGACUGGCAGCAGUGGCGCCACGGGCACCGCAGGGACUGACAGCAGCGGCCCAGUUGCUUCGACUGACAGCAGCGGCCCAGUUGCUUCGACUGACAGCAGCGGCCCAGCUGCUUCGACUUCGACUGGCAGCAGUGCCACCGGCCCCGUUUUGGGUGCCGCUGCAGGAUCCACUGCAGAUGACAGCAGCGUUUCGGGUGCCGACGCUGGAGGCGACGCUGGGCAAGGCGGCUUCGGGCCGUACAGCCAGGAGCAGGUCGAGCACUUCAAGCGGCAGCUCAAGCAUAUGGACAUGAUGGGUAUAGACGUCUAUGUGACGGACUUUGGUGCCAUUCUUGAUCGCGAUUCACUACGCCAGAUCAUUAAACGAUCUGGCUACUAG
This is a messenger RNA of Symbiodinium sp. CCMP2592, 837 nucleotides long. Lineage: Eukaryota; Dinophyceae; Suessiales; Symbiodiniaceae. The record is from the annotation of a GenBank genome assembly.